GUAAAAGCUGACAGGAAAGUUGGCGGCGGGUUACGGCAGCGGCGGCCGCGCUUGGCGGCCGCUGGAUGAGCGGCGAGUGGGAGCCGCGGCGCUGAGGAGACGCGGGGGAUAUGGCCGAGGUACCGCCGGGGCCUAGCAGCGUCCUCUCCCCGCAGGGGGACACGCUCUCCCCCUUCCUCGGAGGAGGAGGAGGAGGAGGGGGAGCUGCUUCCUCCUCCUCUUCCACCUCCUCUGCUGCCGCCGCCGCCGCCUCCUGCACCGGGGCCCAGGAUGAGGAGGCCGAAGAGGAGGAGGAAGAGGAGGGACCCGCGGGCGGACGGGAUCAGCAGCAGCGAGGAGGAGGAGGAGGAGGAGGCAGCGACGGCGGCAAGGGGGGGGCACAGCAGCAGCACCGCCUCCACCACCACCACCACCAUCCCCCGCACCACAACCACCAGCUCAACGGCCUCAUCAGCCCCGAGCUGCGGCACCUGCGGGCCUCCCUCAAGAGCAAAAUCCUCAGCUCGGAGGCAGGGGCAGCCCCCGAGGGGUUGGAGAACAAGCGAGCCAGUAAAACAAUGGGCUCCGGACAGCAGCAGCAACAACAACAACAACAACAGCAGUCGUCGCCCCCGACCACAACACCGUGCUCAUCCCCCCUUACCAACCACCUCCCUCCCCAGGGAAGGACUGCACCCUCUCCUCCUCCUUCUCCCCCAGCAGCAGGAGCAGCAGCAGCAGCAACAGGGGACAGCAGCCUGCUUGCUGCCACAACUUCAACUGCUGCUAAGACUGCAGCCGGCAAUGGACUGGCAGGAGGGACUGGCUUGGAGGAGGAAGAGCAGGAGGAGGGGGAUGAAGGAGGGGAGGAGGAGGAGGAGUCUCUGCUGCUACUCUCCGGGUCCUUAGCAGCAGCUUGCAGUUUGAAAGGCUCGGGAACGGACUCUCAGCCCGAGGAGGACCUAACGAUACGAUACGUCCGAUAUGAGUCAGAGCUGCAGAUGCCCGAUAUCAUGAGACUGAUCACCAAAGAUCUGUCUGAACCCUACUCCAUUUACACAUAUAGGUAUUUUAUCCACAACUGGCCACAACUUUGCUUUUUGGCCAUGGUAGGUGAGGAGUGUGUAGGUGCCAUCGUCUGCAAGCUGGAUAUGCACAAAAAGAUGUUCCGCAGAGGUUAUAUAGCCAUGUUAGCAGUGGAUUCCAAAUACAGAAGAAAAGGAAUUGGUACAAACUUGGUUAAGAAAGCUAUUUAUGCUAUGGUUGAAGGAGAUUGUGAUGAGGUUGUCUUGGAAACAGAAAUCACAAAUAAGUCUGCUUUGAAACUUUAUGAAAACCUUGGGUUUGUGCGAGACAAGAGGCUGUUCAGAUACUAUUUAAACGGAGUCGAUGCACUGCGUCUUAAACUGUGGCUGCGUUAAGAGAAACCAUCACCCCAAGCAACUGACAUCCCAACCAAGGCAGAGUUGUCCUUUUGCAUGCAAUGCAAUUUGUCCAAAAUUGCUUUGCAGGUGGACUCGAGUAAUUCCCAUGCAGCUCUUUCUGUCAGUGUCCCAUUGCGUGUCGCACACAUUCGUUGCACUUUGGCAUGGCGCAUUUGUUCAGAAUUAAAACCAAUCCUUCCAAACUUGGAGUUCUUUUUGGUACCAAGCAAGAUGUGCCAGUUGAUAGCCAAGAAAUGUUCAUGUCUGACAUCCACAGUGAACGUUCUAGCAAAGAACCUGUACGUGGAACGUGACUUUUGGUUCCCAAGGGAAAAAAAAAAAAACCCACAAACAAACAAACAAAAGAAAAGCCAACGUAGAUUGUAAAAUUCUAUAAGUAUACUAACAUUUCAUACAAAAAAAAAAUAAUUGCCAUAGUUUUCUGGAAAAAGGCUUCAAUUUUAGGUUUUAUUUUUCAAUAUUGAAUUUUCCAUUCUUAAAUAUUGGUACCUCAGUGAUUAGUGAAUGAAAAAAUGUAUUGUAGGGUGGGGUGUGUGUUACAAUGAGUAACAGUAACAAUUAAAUUGCGUCUGCCAGUGCCUGUAUAGAUAAGUAUAUUUGUCUUCACCUCUGAGUUUGGAGUGCAUGCUUUUAUUCUUUUUACUUUCUUCAGUCGUCUUUGCAAGAAAAUUUCUGCUUUUUAUUUAAAUUCUGGAUUUGAUAAUAAAUUAUUUCAGAUUUUCAUCAUUUGGAUACUUCUCCCAAACGAGGGCUCGGAAGGCCCUUCUUAUAGCAAGAAGUGUAAGCUAUUUUGAAAACCUUGAGUAGCUGCUAAAAGAGAACCUGAUGUCACCAGUAAAUCUCUGCUGGUUUUGGAUGCACUUUUUCAUUAAAAGAGUGAGGGACUUUUAAAAGAAGAUAUAGAAAAUUAAUGUAAAUUGGUAUGAUUUUAUUUAAUCAAAAUUAUUGCUAGAAGCUCUGAAAAACAGCUAUUUUAAGAUAGUUGGAACAAUUUUUUUUUCUUUUUUUUCAGAUUCAGAUUGCUUUGCUUCAGUGGUCUAAAAUGCAUCAAUCUUUGGUUCUUGGUCUUGGAAAUAAAUUUCAAGGUGUAUUGUAUCCAUUUUUAGCUGCUCUCAUUUUCUCUAAACUUACAUGAGGGGGAAUUUUUUCCCCUCUAAAAAUCAAAGCAGCGGGGAAGGACUUCUCUCUCUCUUCUUUUCUCUUUCUCACAUUUGCUCUGUUUUUCUUUUUUCUUUUUUUUUUUUUCCCCUUUCUUUAAUUGGUCUCACAUAGGUUUUAUCAAUACCCAUCAGUUUUUCCAGGAAUCACAGUGUCUAGGCUUUCUCGCUCAGUGUGAUGAUACAGCCCAGUUCUCUGAAUCAGUCAGCUUUUUUUUCACUUUGACAACAACAACAAAAAAGGUAUUAUUUGACUUGUGGAAGCACCUACUUUAUCUGUGAAAAGGACAAACUCAGUGAAUCUGCUCUCCUGUAGCUGAGUGAACUGUUCGGAUUUGCCUUACUACACUUUUUUUUUUAGGGUUUGAUUUGAGUCAUGGGUCUAUUCUUUUUCUUUUUUUUUUGCUAAUUACUGUACAUUUAAAAACAAAACCAACAAACCCCCUACCUCCAGUAACAUUUGGAAAAGAGCCCUGUGCAGGAAAACUGGAUUUAAAGGAAAGCCUUAUUUUGCACAGACCAUUCGCACAUGGUGAUGGGCAUUUCUUACCAUGUACCAAUUAUGAGUUGUAUUUGAAAAAUAAAGAUUUUUAAUGGAUAUUGGCCCUUCUGAGUUUUCUGCUUACAGUCACCAUUUGUGCUUUUGAGGGGGUUUGUUCCCCUCAGUAAAAGAAAACUCACAUUAAAAUCGUGCCCGAGUCUGUCGGGCGCGUUGGAGUUCAGCGUAAAUCCUGGGUGUUGCUACUACUGCCUUGUGACAUGCCUGAACCUUUUCUUCAUAUUACCCUCAUCCCUCUGGUUUGCCAGUUUUUCUGGGCAGCUUUUCAGGAGUUUUCCUUUCAAAUUAAGGCUUAAUGUUGGUAAAAUCAAUCGAAACAGACUUUCCUCACCCAUGUUCCCCUGGUCCAGGAUGCAGUGACUGCUCUGGCUUGCUCAGACUAAGGAGGCAGAUCAGGGAGUUUUGGUACCUUGUAAACAGCUGUCAGACUUGAAUCACAAACCAGGCUGCCCUCUGUGUCUGCUGAUGUUUAAAAACUGCAAAGCCAGACAGGCAAGUUUUUUAUUGGUUAAUAUUUAAGCUGUGGGUGUCUUCAGUUUCAAAAGCCGACCUAGAAGUUAGCAGAGAUCACAAAGGCACUGCCAAAAAAACAUCACUUCUGAGCAAACUUCAAAUACAAUUCUCUUUGUUUGUUGUAAGAAGUCAUUGUGGCCGUGCACAUUUUGGAAAUACUGUGCAAAAAAGGGGUGCAAGGUUCUUUUGAGAAGAGCACAUUGCCAGAAAGGUUCUGAUAUUGCUGCUGUGUAACACACAGGUCACUACAGAAGAUGCUGAAGCUGUAUGCAUUGGUUUGUAUUAAAGGAAACAGAUUUUGUUCUCUGUGUUGCUUGGGAUUUGAAUAUCAAGUGGGAAGUUCUGAAUUUGCAAAGAGAACAGGUUUUCAAAAGAAAUCUAGCAAUGAAACGUUGGUUAUUUCUCAUGCCUGUUGCUGAAAUGCAGUCCUCUCCCCCCUUACCUUUUUGCAUUGACAAAUCUAACUAAAGGAAUUGUUCACUUUUUUUUUUUUUAUGUUUAAAUUUGCCCAAAUGUUGCUAUUGGCUGACAUGUUGGUAUGGAUGUUUGCAUUAUCUUGUUUUGUUUUGUUUUUUUUUCAAGAAGUGAUCAGGUUUAUCACCUUCCAGAAGAGCAGGCAGACUCCAGUUGGUGUUGCAUAGUACAUCAGAAACUAUUUUUCAGGGCACUGCUAAAACUGAGUGCUGUUGUUAAAAGAAAUUCAGGUCUUGUAUGAACAUUUGCAACCAUUAUUGGAGGUCAGGUAUCAGGUGGACAUCUAUGAAAAUAUCAAGUGUAUCUCAAAAUACUGGACUGCUGUUUUAAGUGGAUUAUUUUCUUCUGUCCCUUCCUCCUUUUCGAUGAGAACAAAAACAGUGGGGUUAUGAAAUGUACAAGCUGUCUAAAUACAAUGCAGUCAAAUAAAUGGUUAAGUUGUUUAUCUA
This is a messenger RNA of Calypte anna (Anna's hummingbird), 4576 nucleotides long. It is a transcript of the gene NAA30, whose product is annotated as N(alpha)-acetyltransferase 30, NatC catalytic subunit. Gene Ontology annotation, cellular component: NatC complex. Lineage: Eukaryota; Metazoa; Chordata; Aves; Apodiformes; Trochilidae. Gene Ontology annotation, biological process: N-terminal peptidyl-methionine acetylation. Gene Ontology annotation, molecular function: protein-N-terminal amino-acid acetyltransferase activity. The transcript is spliced from 5 exons. The coding region runs from base 111 to 1400 and encodes 429 amino acids. The record is from RefSeq and is a predicted model, not a curated record.